ACACAUCCACACAACAUUAAACAUCAUCAGCAGACACACUUGAUUCUUGAUAAUAAAUAAAAAAAAAAGCCAUGUACAAUCUACAGCUACAGUUGAGUUUACAGUACCCGAUAUCCAGUACAGUAGCAUAAAUAUAAAGUGAAGAAAGUUAGAAAACGGUUUUAGUUGGCAAGACCAAGACUGAGAUCAACCAGAUAUUUUUUUAAAGUUCGGUUUCUGAUAGAAGUAAAAAAAUUUUACGGAAACUUCAAAUCAAAGCCAUGUAGACAAUAGACGAAAUAAAACAAGUGGUCGAAUAAAAUAAAUAAAAAAAGGUCCAGUUGCUCGUACAUCAACAUCACUAUCAACAAAUGAUGCUGGUGACAUAAGUACGUGAUUUAAUUGGUGUCGUGAUUAAUAAUCCACUGCAAGACAAUAAAAGUAUCAGGCUGAUAGUUAUUUAUUUAUUUGUUAGGUAUUAUAUUUAUUGAUGAAUAAUAAUAUAUAUGUAAAUAAUCCGGUAUGCUUGUGUUAAUACCGUUGUUAAUUAUUACUGUGGGAUGAAUGAGGAAGAGUUAUUGAAACGAUCCGCUGCUGAGCGGGACAGAAUAUUCAGCUGCUACGAUCGUGGUAGAGAGAAUGGUGCCCAGAUUGACUCGUGGGAAGAUCCUGGUUAUGAAGUUUAUCACACAACAGACAGAUAUGGUUUCAUCCAUGACAAACGGUUACCACGUAAAUUGGAGACCAACGAAAUUAAAAUGCAUCAGGUCGAAAUGGAGCGGGUAAAAAAGUGGGAGAAAAUGACAAAACAUUGGGAAAGUCCGGUCACCAAAGAAAAAUUGAGGAGACGGGUUUACAAGGGUAUACCGGACCGUUUCAGAGGACAAGUUUGGUCGCUACUACUUGGCAUACAGACGUUGAAACAGGAUCAGGCUGGAAAAUAUGAUGAAAUGCUUAAACUUGCUAGGCAAUGGUCCACUGAAAUACGACAGAUUGAUGCUGAUGUUGCGAGACAGUAUCGCGAUCACAUUGACUACAGAGAGAGGUAUAGCAUCAAGCAGAGAUCAAUGUUUUAUGUACUAGCAGCUUACAGUAUGUACAACAUGGAAGUCGGGUAUUGUCAAGGGAUGUCAGUCUUAGCUGGACUAUUAUUAUUAUACAUGAACGAAGAAGAUGCCUUUUGGGGAUUGUCUAUUCUACUUGCAGAUAAGAAGUACAGCAUGCAUGGUUUUUAUAUAGACGGUUUUCCAAAGCUAAACCGAUUUAUUGAGCAUCAUGACAAAAUAAUGAACAAAUUUCUUCCUAAAUUGAAGCGCAAGUUGGACAAAUGUGGAUGUGACUCGAUGCUCUAUGCGCUCAAGUGGUUUUUUGUUGUUUUUCAAGAACGCACACCAGUUAGUCUUGGUCUUCGUAUUUGGGAUAUAUUCCUGUUAGACGGAGAUCGUAUACUGCCGGCGAUGGCGUACACAGUAAUGAAACUACACAAACGGUACCUAAUGCCGUUAGAGAGUCUCGAUGAGUUCUGUAACUAUUUACAAGCUAAAUUGGAAAAAGACUUUCGCUUUGACGAUGACACUGUUAUUAAUUCGGUCGAACGUAAUAUGGAAGAAUUGAAACGUAGUAAAUUAGAUUAUCCUGGUGCGCCAAUGCCACAUGAAUUACCACGAUUUCCUCUUGGUACAUUUAAAGAACCUUCUUUUACUAGCAAGGUUGGAAGACGCGCAGAAGAAUUCAGCGAAGCCCAAACAGUUUUACGGGAAUCAGUGGCCCAGCGUAGAGAGAUGGCGAGCAUCGAGGACCCACGGAACAGUCCAAUACCCGGAGACCCACCUAGUGGCAGCGAGCUUGGUGGAAGUAAAUUCUCAUUUGAUCCGAGCCUGGAUGACGGUGGAUCUCCAAGCGGAUCGAGACGUUCACUAGCCGAUACAUCGGUAACAUCAACAGCUGACCUAUCGGUUUUUAGUUCGGCGACAAGAUCUCAAGCCCUGGACAAUAGUCUUGAUACUCAGAGCAAUUUAUCCGUGGGUAGUUCUAACAGCGGAGGACUUCUCACACCUCGUGCUACUCCUCAUCAUCCCAGUCCAGAUAUCGUACGGAUUUACGUACCUUACUCUCCGCUAUCGCCAGCCUCUUAUGAAGAAGACUUCCAGCGCUCUCUCCCUCAUGUUCUCGAGACAAAUAAGAUCCGGAUUAAAAUAGACCCGGACGAGACACCGAUUGUCGAAAAUCUCAAACCAUUUUCUCUUGAGAGCCCGGAAGUUGAAUUAGAUUUGAAGUAAUUGUAGACGUUCGUUAAUUCGUUCAUUCAUUCAUUCAUUGAUUUAUUAAUUAAUUAAUUAAUAGAUCGAUUGGUUGGUUGGCUGAUUGAUUGAUUGAUUAUAAUUAUAAGCGCUCGUGAAUUUUUAAAGAGACAAUUCAAAAAAUACUCUACAUUUUAUUAUUAAUUAUAAUUAGGGACAAAUGAUUACAUUUAUUAAUUAAUUCGUUUGUUCCUCGAGUAUUCCCAUAAGUUAUAUUUUUUUUAAAAGUAAUCAAUAAUAUAUAUAUGAUAGUUUUGAACUAUGAUUAAUGAUAUAUAUUGUAUUAUAAGACGAACGCCUAUGGAAAUUGUUGAAUAUGUAAAAAUAGUUCGAUCUGAUAACGAAAACAAAAAUUCAUAGAAUUAAUUACAGAAAAUUAAGGGAAAAAAAAAACAA
Microplitis mediator is the source of this 2675-nucleotide messenger RNA. It is a transcript of the gene RN-tre, whose product is annotated as USP6 N-terminal-like protein. NCBI's taxonomy places the organism in Eukaryota, Metazoa, Arthropoda, Insecta, Hymenoptera, Braconidae. The transcript is spliced from 8 exons. The record is from RefSeq and is a predicted model, not a curated record. The coding region runs from base 540 to 2258 and encodes 572 amino acids.